CUGGGCGGAGGUGGCGGGGUAGUUUGGCGCCCGGCGGAGGCCGCAGCGGGGUCCAGGAAGAUGUUACCAAGUAUGUCAAUGAAUUCCCCAGUGCAGGGGAACGGAGCCCUGAAUUCCAGGGAUGCAGCAAGACACACGGCUGGAGCAAAGCGCUACAAAUACCUGAGAAGGCUUUUUCGCUUUCGGCAGAUGGACUUUGAGUUUGCUGCCUGGCAGAUGCUCUACCUGUUUACGUCCCCACAGAGGGUUUAUAGAAACUUUCAUUAUCGAAAGCAGACAAAGGAUCAGUGGGCCAGAGAUGACCCUGCUUUCUUGGUCCUGUUAAGUAUCUGGCUCUGUGUAUCCACUAUAGGAUUUGGCUUUGUGCUGGACAUGGGAUUCUUUGAGACGAUAAAGCUUCUCCUUUGGGUUGUAUUCAUAGAUUGUAUAGGCGUUGGUCUUCUCAUAUCAACUUUAAUGUGGUUUAUUUCUAACAAAUAUUUAGUGAAACGGCAAAGCAGAGACUAUGAUGUGGAGUGGGGCUAUGCCUUUGAUGUGCAUCUGAAUGCUUUUUAUCCUCUCCUAGUCAUUCUGCAUUUUAUCCAGCUUUUUUUCAUUAACCAUGUUAUCCUAACAGACACAUUUAUUGGAUAUUUAGUUGGAAAUACCUUAUGGUUGGUUGCAGUUGGCUAUUAUAUCUAUGUAACCUUCCUAGGAUACAGUGCAUUGCCAUUUUUGAAAAAUACAGUAAUUCUUCUCUAUCCAUUUGCACCUCUCAUUCUACUCUAUGGACUGUCACUAGCACUAGGAUGGAACUUUACCCACAUGCUAUGCUCCUUCUACAAGUACAGAGUGAAAUGAAGAGAAAAAGUGAGACUAGAACAUCUUAACUAUGUCUGCAGUAUUGGUGAGGUGAUGACUUCUUCUGAAACUUGUAAAUAAACUAUCAUUGUAGAUAUCUUAAAGGUGUAAAGUUUGCAACUUGGAAGAAAUAUGUUAACACUAUGGUUGAGUACAUUCCUUAAAACUAAUUAAAUGUACAUUUCUAUAAUAAAUAUUUUUUAAACUAAUGCAUUUAUUUUAUUCAUUCUAAUAUUUGCACACAAGAAUGAUAUCUAAAGUACUAAGGGCAUGAGGAAAAUAGAAAGGUAAGAGGACUUUAAUAUGAAUUGAGUAUUUUUGAAAGAGUGUCCAUCUGGAGAACUAACCCCCCGCCCCAUUACUGACAAGGUACACAGUCUGCCCCCAUUUCUAAUGGGCAACUGUAGUUGAAAUACUGAUAUAGGUCACAUGAUCCUAGUUUAACCUUCAAAAGCCUCCUUAACCUGUAAUGUAACUCAAAUAGGAAUCACUGUACUACAGCCCCUAAAUAUCAACAGCAUUUUCUAUGC
Messenger RNA from Ceratotherium simum simum (southern white rhinoceros), 1370 nucleotides. It is a transcript of the gene UNC50, whose product is annotated as unc-50 inner nuclear membrane RNA binding protein. The record is from RefSeq and is a predicted model, not a curated record. NCBI's taxonomy places the organism in Eukaryota, Metazoa, Chordata, Mammalia, Perissodactyla, Rhinocerotidae. Gene Ontology annotation, cellular component: Golgi membrane.